AUGGACAACGUCAAUGUCGCUGAGUUGGUGGAACGGCUGGGAAGCGAAGAAGAUGCCGCGCGGAAAAUGGCCGUCUUCAAGCUGCAGGGUGUUAUUGGCGACCCGUCGUUCGCUGAACUCUUUAUCACCCAAGGCGGCUUGACUCGUCUGCGCUAUCUCACCUUGCAUGCGAGCGGCAACACCCUCGCCUACAGUCUGACGAGCUUCGCGCGGCUCUUGGAGGUGGACAAAGGCUGGGACUGUGUCGAUCAGGAGCUCGUGCAACGAAUCGUCGAGUUGAUCGUCACCCAUCCUCUAGUCAACAUCCUCCGAGGUGCAAUGUCAAUCCUAGUAUCCGUGGUGUCGCAUCCGCACGCCGGUAACCAAGCAGACCCAGAUGCCUUCGGCUUUCGCGCGCUGAAACCUGCCAUUGCGAUAUAUCCUCAGUUCCUGGAAAUGCUCGUCAGUCGGCUUUCUUCCGCAGAUCAUGCGCUGUGCGCCAAUGCGCUCCAGCUAAUCAAUUCCCUAAUGCGCGAUUCGAUCACCUAUGACUCCGAGGCGGAAUGGCCCAAAUUCAUACAGAGACUCCAGGAUUUGGGUGUGAUCCGGGCGGUCUAUGUUUUGAUGCAAGACUCGGCGCUGCAAGAUCUAGCACAUCCAUUACUCGAAUUCCAGUCGCUCACUAAGGUCCUUCUUCGCAAAUGGCGAGACAUCCCUCUGGAUCAGGAGAAGCCCGAGCAUCGACGAGCCUUAAAGGGUAUCUAUCUUGCCAGCAACCCGACAAAAGGCUCUGAUGAGACAAAUGAGAAUGGCGAUGAGACCCGCCGCUCCAAACGGCACCACGCAGAGAAGUGGCGGAAGCUAGGAUUCGAGUCAGAGUCUCCGGCAUCGGAGUUCUCUGAGGUUGGCUACUUAGGUAUGAUGGACCUGGCAGAUUAUGUCCGCAGCCAUCACGAUGAGUUUCAGAAGAUGCUGCUCGAGCAAUCUACCAAGCCCGCUGGUCAGCGGUGCCCCAUUGCCCGGGCAUCAUUGGCAGUCACUUCUAUCCUCUAUGAACAUUUCGAAGUAGAUAACUCGGAAAUUGAGGAUUCCAAGACCUUUAUGCUGAUGGAAUCCCGGUCGAGUCUGGAUAAGUUGUUCCGGCCAUUGCUCUUACAUUGGACUCGGCUCCAUGUCGCUGGUUUGCAGGUGUUUUUCCGAUUGUGGAAAGCUACCGCCGCUGAAAUUGAGGACCUCGACAAGAUCGUCGAGUUGGUUCGUAUCUUAAUGGAGUCUGUGGUAGGUGGCGCGGGCCGCACCAAGGACGUCCAAGAUAUGCUUGGGGGGAAGCACCUUAACCAAGUGCGAGAAGAACUCCAGCAUGAGGCACUUCAGUUUGUCAAAGAACAACGCAUCCGAUGUCUGCUGCACGGGGCAUGGUUUGCGCUUGACUCUUCAUCCAAAGUGGAUGUGAGGGCCUCGUCCCAUCAGUAUGUUCAACUAUCGCAUAACAGGCGCUAUUUGCAUUUCGGUGAAUUUGACUCUGUCGCGGAAAAGGCGCCAGAGCUUGAUGCGCUGCCAGAGAAGAUUGAUCUUUCUACCGUCUCAUCCGUGGUGUCUAACAUCUCUACCAAUCCUGACGACGCUUCGGCCUCAACUGUGAAGACUGCUCCUCGGCAAGCCUCCACCAAGAUCACCAUCCAUGGGCACGCACCUUCUCCCAACUUGACUCAUACCAAGAACCAGAGUCAUGCUCGGACGGGAAGCCGAUCAACCCAAAAGGAGAUUGUGCUCUUGACGCUUCGGCCUGCCUCACAUAGCGUGGCAUCAGAAUGGCUCGAUGGGCUGUUGAUGCUUCUUAAUCAACAACCGAUCACCACAGAGACCAACAAGCUAAUCGAUCUCGUUAGCAACUAUGGUCUCAAAAUCCGCCUGCUCAAUGUCCGUUUCGAUGAUGCCACUUUUGCCGGGGAAGUGCCCCCAGUACCCGGACGAGAGGGGUUGGAUGAAGACUACUAUUAUGAUGUCUUUGGUGGCGCUUAG
Messenger RNA from Penicillium chermesinum, 2001 nucleotides. RefSeq names its product ELMO/CED-12 family protein. Gene Ontology annotation, cellular component: plasma membrane. The coding region runs from base 1 to 2001 and encodes 666 amino acids. Gene Ontology annotation, biological process: cell motility; actin filament organization. The record is from RefSeq and is a predicted model, not a curated record. The transcript is spliced from 4 exons. Lineage: Eukaryota; Fungi; Ascomycota; Eurotiomycetes; Eurotiales; Aspergillaceae.